Messenger RNA from Eruca vesicaria subsp. sativa (arugula), 1063 nucleotides. The record is from the annotation of a GenBank genome assembly. Lineage: Eukaryota; Viridiplantae; Streptophyta; Magnoliopsida; Brassicales; Brassicaceae.
AUCAGAUUUGAGAAGUAAAGAAGCAAAGGCUCAGACGACGGAGUUGUAGGUUGUGCUUUUGGUGAAGAGAAGGAUGACGCUAUUUCACUUCUUCAACUGUGCGAUUCUCACAUUCGGUCCCCACGCCGUCUACUACUCCGCCACUCCACUAUCUGAAUAUGACACUCUUGGAACCUCCGUGAAGGCUGCGGUUGUUUACCUCGCCACAGCAUUGGUUAAGGUUGUUAGGUCAACACAUGAUCUUGAUUUGGUAUCUGAAUCUCGUGGCUAUAACCUUCAUUUUCGUUUUCAUUUUCAUUUUCAUUUUCAUGUGCAGCUUGUUUGCUUGGCAACUUUUCUGCAAGUCUCUGAAACCGAAGUAUUUGAUCCUUACCAGGAAGCACUGAAAGCAAUGAUUGGCUUCAUCGAUGUUGCUGGCCUGUAUUUUGCUCUGGCUCAGCUCACUCACAGGAACAUCUCUCAAAACCAUAAGUUUCAAGCUGUUGGCCUUGGAUGGGCAUUUGCGGAUUCUGUUUUGCAUAGGUUGGCUCCUCUUUGGGUUGGUGCUCGAGGACUUGAGUUCACCUGGGAUUAUGUUUUGCAAGGCCUUGAAGCCAAUGCAAAUCUGGUGUUCACGAUAUCUUUAGCUGCUCUAGGAUCCUUGAUGUGGCUCCGCAAGAACAAGCCAAAGACUCUGAUCCCCAUCAUAUACACGUGUGCACUGAUCAUCGCCACAAUGCCUUCAAUCACAAGCUAUCUAAGGAGAGUCAUGGGAUGGCAUUUCCCCAAAGUUGUCGGGUUUGAGCUCAUCACUUCUCUGCUAAUGGCUUUCAUCAGCUGUCAACUCUUCAUCCUCUGUCAGAGACCGUCUUUGUGAUUCUACUCCGACCCAGAGACCAAACACUGCUCUUACGCAGAGAUACAGCUUUAUGUUUUUCUUUUUGUAACUCUUGCCAGUUUUUGCCUUGCUUCUUCUCCGGUUGAUUUGUCUUAGAAUGUACUUGCAAAAUAAUUGAGACAUUUAGACGAUAAGUUCAGUCUUUCAUAUUUGUGAGCUGUCAUAAAAGAGUGAUAGAACAUUUAG